CGGCGCAUUGAGUGAAGAUAUAUUCCACGAGUGGUAUGUGUCGACAUACAUUAUUGAGUGGAGUGACCAUAAGCGCAGGAUUUCUAUUCAAUCGAUGAAUCUAACUAUACGAUAACACCUUCGCGAUGGCGAUACCACGACGCCUCUCCACUCGCUUGACGAGCUCAAGCCCUCAUUACCAAGCCCUCACCAGCCAUCACCGAUGUCUAUACGCCAGCAGGCGACUUUAUGCCACGGAGAAGAAAGCCAAUAAACAAGAUGGAUCACAGGAAUCAUCAUUCAAGGGUCAAUUAUACAACAGCGUCUAUGACCGAAUUCAGCGGGAGAAGAAAGAUGAGGCCCGAUUUGCAGUCUACCGAGAUGUUCUGAGGUCGGGGGGAGGUCAAUGGGUACUACCUUUUGUCAUGUUAGUCGGCGCAGUAGCGGGUUACGUCUACGGACAGCAACAAGUCCGUGACAUCGACCCGGCCUCGACAGUCCCGCUCAUGAAUGCUGAGCCACCGCAACACAACACUGCACCCGCAAACCUAGAAGCGGCAUGGACCGACUUUCGAAAGAUCGUAAGGGAGGAGAAUAUCUCAACGCAGGACAGUGAGCUAAAGGCGCAUACCGGCAGCGAAUGGAGCACAUACAGCGGUCCGGCGGAGGACAAGCCAUUCAUGAUUGUCAAACCCGGAAGUACAGAGGAAGUGUCAGAGAUCAUGCGGAUAUGCCAUAGGAGAAAGAUUCCCGUGACGGCAUACAGCGGUGGUACUUCUCUAGAAGGUCACUUCGCAGCGACGAGAGGAGGUAUCUGUAUCGAUUUCUCGCGCAUGGAUAAGAUCUUACAAUUACACAAGGACGAUCUCGACGUCGUGGUUCAACCGGCGGUUGGCUGGGAGCUUCUCAAUGAGGAGUUGUCGAAAUCUGGCCUCUUCUUCCCUCCCGACCCAGGUCCAGGCGCCAUGAUCGGCGGCAUGGUUGGCACAGGUUGCUCCGGCACAAAUGCGUACCGAUACGGCACAAUGAAGGACUGGGUUCUCUCCCUAACCGUCGUCCUUGCCGACGGCACCAUCAUUAAAACGCGCCAACGGCCACGCAAGAGCAGCGCCGGCUACGACCUCACCCGAACAUUCAUCGGCUCCGAAGGCACCCUCGGCCUCGUCACGGAAGCCACCCUCAAAAUCACCCCACUCCCCCAAACCACCAGCGUCGCCGUCGGAACCUUUCCCUCCGUCCGCGCCGCCGCCGACACCGUUUUCAAAGUCGUCAAUGCCGGCGUGCCAAUCGCCGCCAUCGAAAUCCUCGACGACGUCCAAAUGCGCUGCAUCAAUGCCUCAGGGACCACCUCCCGCUCCUGGGCCGAGGCACCCACGCUCUUCUUCAAAUUCGCCGGCACACCCUCCAGCGUGAAAGAACACGUCGCCAUCGUACGAGAUCUCGCACGCCGAACCGGCAGCCGCAGCUUCGAAUUCGCCCGGGACCAAUCCGAAGCCGAGGAACUCUGGUCUGCGCGCAAGGAGGCCCUCUGGAGCGUCAUGGCGCAGAAGAAAGACGCUGGCGACCGCGUGUGGACGACGGACGUUGCAGUACCGAUCUCCCGCCUCGCGGACAUCAUCGAUGAGACCAAAGCGGAUCUCUCCCGAAGCGGUCUGACGGGUGCGAUCGUCGGACACGUCGGCGACGGAAAUUUCCACACUAUCCUCUUGUACAACGAGCGCGAAGCGGAGAUUGCGGAGGCGAUUGUCCACCGGAUGGUGAAGAGGGCGAUCGAACUCGAGGGCACGGCGACGGGCGAGCAUGGCGUGGGAUUGGUGAAGAGGGAUUAUCUCCCGCAUGAGCUCGGCGUGACGACGGUGGAUUUGAUGCGCAAGAUGAAACAAGCGUUCGACCCUUUAUGUCUGCUCAACUGUGACAAAGUCAUUCGCGUGCAACAGCCGAAAAAGGGCGAAGUGCAGGAAUGGUAAGGGGAAUGCAUUGAUAUUCUAGAGCGAAAGUCAAGUCCAUUCGAACUUCCGUCAUGAUUCAUUCAGUCAUUAUUUCGUGUAAUAUACUUUCCAUGAUGCCGUCUACACUGCCCAAAAUCCAUAACUCUCGACGCACGAGGACAGGUCAUCCAGAAUCCUGUCAGAAUGCGUCUUCCAGGAAGCACUUCUAUAGCGGUCAUCUAUAAAGCGAAAUUGCCUCGAGCUUGUUUUCUGAGCACUUUUUGAAAGCAUAUUCCCAGUCAAGGUGUG
This is a messenger RNA of Dissoconium aciculare CBS 342.82, 2216 nucleotides long. Its product is annotated as FAD-binding domain-containing protein. Gene Ontology annotation, cellular component: mitochondrion. The coding region runs from base 126 to 1946 and encodes 606 amino acids. NCBI's taxonomy places the organism in Eukaryota, Fungi, Ascomycota, Dothideomycetes, Mycosphaerellales, Dissoconiaceae. The record is from RefSeq and is a predicted model, not a curated record. The transcript is spliced from 3 exons. Gene Ontology annotation, molecular function: D-lactate dehydrogenase (cytochrome) activity; D-lactate dehydrogenase (NAD+) activity; FAD binding. Gene Ontology annotation, biological process: lactate catabolic process.